Molecule: messenger RNA, 739 nt
Organism: Haliotis rubra (blacklip abalone)
Lineage: Eukaryota; Metazoa; Mollusca; Gastropoda; Lepetellida; Haliotidae
Product: E3 ubiquitin-protein ligase TRIM56-like
Exons: 3
Coding region: 14-739 (241 amino acids)
Molecular function (GO): zinc ion binding
Source: RefSeq, a predicted model, not a curated record
CCGAACCGAGAAGAUGGCUACCUCUCAGAAGCUGACGAAACAUUACUUAACCUGUAUCAUCUGCUCCGGCGUCUUCAGUAAUCCAUGUACACUUGUGUGUAAUCACACCUUCUGUCGGAAAUGUAUCGUCAACUACACCAAAACCAGACCAGAAGCCAUCAGUGCCAAGUCCCUCCUCUGUCCAUUCUGCAGCAAGAUGACGAAAGUGUCCGACCCUGAGAGAGCCGUGAAGGAGUGGGCGGAUGACGUCAAACCUAUCUUUCUCAUCCAGGGACUCUUGGACUCGUUUGGUCCGGGAUCUAAAGAUACAACCUGCUGCAGCUAUUGUAAAGAGGAAGGGGAGACAACUCCUGCCUCUGUUUUGCGCUAUGUGUGUGAUGAUGCGUUAUGUGGGAGAUGCGUCAGAGUUCACAACCGCAUCCCAUCAGCUCGUCACCACGAUAUCACUGACCUGUCCGGGGAAGUAAAGAUCAAACGAAGGCGGAUGGUCAUGUGUAAAGAACACAAGGAUGAAAGUGUUAAGUUGUUGUGUAAAGAUUGCGGGAAAGCAGUUUGUCAAACCUGUUGUACCAUCUACCACAGGCAAUGUGUCUCUGUGGUCAGCUUGGAAUCAGAGAUGCAUACAAUGAAAGCAGCACUGACGCGGGCGACGGGCAAUUUGUCACAGAGAAAGGAGAAAAUCAACAAAGAGAUGGAGACAAAGAAAUCCAAGCUGAAAGAUCGAAACAUUUCGAUUUAA